UGAAGGCGUUUAAGCCUUUGAAUACUCCUGUUGAACUGUAUUAGGCUCAGUGAAUACCUUCUUGGCAGGUAGGCCAUGGCUGUAGCCUAAAUUGCUCAUUGUACCCAUGGGGCAUCCAGCUCCCUGGAUUUCUGGGUAAAUUGAUAUAUAUGGCUAGACUCUUUUUCUUUAUCUUUUUAAUGGUAGAGUGCCAAUGAUUGUCUGCCUAGUCAUAUUCAGGCCAGUUCGUCUGAGAAUAUCAAAUAGAUAACCCAGUGGUGCACUUGCAAUCGCACUGACAACAUCUAGCAGUUUGUCGUUCAGUGUUAUUUUAAACCGGACUGUAUCAAAUGAACCAUCAGGCAACCAACUCUAAGGUUAUUUGGUUAUUUGGAGAGUUACUGUAACAACAAACUUGUUUGAUUAUUAGUUCAUUUGUCAUUUCUGAAGUGUUUAAGCAACAUGCACUAGCUCCUGUUUAGCCACGUUGUUAGGAACCUUUUAGACUAAACAUCGUAUUUGGAAAAGAUGCAAUACGCAGGCUUUGAUAAGCCAAGUCAAGUAAGUUACAGUGAUGUCUGUCCUCUACCGUUCUACAGCCUCCACUGUUCUUUUCUCUUUUUUUCGAAAUGGGCAACUUGAAACCGUCCGUGCUGAAUAACAUUCGCUGUUCCAACAACCUCCCUCCUCUUGCUGGAUCCCGGAAGUGCCUCGCUACACUCCAUGAGGAAGAGAUUGCAAGAACUGAGUUUCCUGGAUGUCAGAUGACACAGACUUACCAGGUUCCAGCUGUUACCUGGAUGAGAGGACCUUCCGUCUCAGCUGCGGACUCUUCCUGGAGCAUUCCCAUUCCCUCAAUGAUGGAUGGGCCUGGAAGGAAGUCAAUGGGUCAGAGGCCGAAGGCUACAUGAAAAAAACAGUGAUGGUUUCCUGUCAAGUCAGUGGUAUGCCAUACCAGAGCAGCCAAAGCAAACCAGUGGAAGCCAGUGAUGCCCUGAUGGAAGAUGAACAGUUGUGUUGUGAUCAGGAGGAGGCCGGAGGCGAGCAGACAGCAGUGGCUGAGGGCCAGCCUGUGGUGCGGUACGAGUACCACGUGCUCUACUCCUGCAGCUACCAGAUCCCCGUCCUCUACUUCAGGGCGUCCACGCUAGAGGGACGGUCACUGUCAUUAGACGAGGUGUGGAAUAAUGUCCACCCCAACUACCAACAGAGGCUACGGCAAGGUCCAUGGGACACCAUCACCCAACAGGAGCAUCCACUGCUUGGUCAGCCGUUCUUCAUGCUGCACCCGUGUCGGACGGAGGAGUUCAUGAGGCCGGCGCUGGAGACUGCACGCGCCGAACAGAAGGGAGUGAAUUACAUUGUGACGUGGUUGAGUGUGGUGGGACCAGUGGUGGGACUGGAUGUUCCCCUCAGCUACGCACUGGCAGUGGGCACGCCUGCACCGAAGGCAGUGGCAACAGUAGCAACACCAGCAUCAACACCGGUGUCAGCAGCAGCAUCAACAUCAACAUCUGUCCCGGACUGAAGCGAGCCCCCGGUCUCUCCCACGCCAUCUGUGACAGCCCAGGCCCCGCCACCACGUGGGGCUCACACGAAUGGAGCCUCUCAAAACAAGCUGCCUGCUUGCAUCCCUGAAGAAGAUGUCGACUCUGCGCUACCCCCUGCUGUGGUGUGUGUGUGUCUGUGAGGCGACCCUGCACGACCAUGUCGUCUCAAACAGAAAAGAUGACUACUUUAAAUGGCUGGAGAUAACAUCAGCAUGUUGAUAUUUUGCCACAGUGGCUAAGCAUGGUGUGCUUUUAAUGCUCUUGACAUUGACUUACAAAGGCAGAUUGCUGUCUGUUCUUCAAAGGGUAAUAAACAUAUUGAUUUCUCUCUCUCUCUCUCUCGCACUCUCGCUGCGAGCUGCCUCGGAGUGAGUGUUCCUCCAUUACGUGCCUCACUUGACCUCAAAUGGGCUCCAAAUGACAUCACGUUUUCCCAGGAAAAAAGCACAACGUCAGUUUCCUGGUGAAGCCCAUUUCACGGCGUCAGGAGUGAACAAGCACUGCGAAGCAGCUCACUGCGGUGGUGGUAGUGACGGUGUCGGCACUGUUCCCCUGUCAGUGUGACUGACUGGUCAGAUUAGCCUUCCGACAUGCUCCCCUCUCCACAUGCAGAGAUGAGAGGCCCCUGCCCGGCUGAAUGGGAGCAGAGGCACAAUGUGUUAUUGCACGGCUUGUUUGUUUUUGUUUAUCUGUGGGUGGGUUGUUUGGUCUGAGAGAGAGAGAGAGACAGAGAGAGAGAGAGACAGAAGCUGCCAUCUUAUGUGUAGGUGCCUGUGACUCACUUGUUUUUUUUUUUCCUGCUGGUUAUUUUGAGGGAAGGUUAGCUUUUGAUGUUGACAAUAAUGAAGGGAUGUUCUUCAGUGUUUAUGAUUGGAGUAUGAAUGUGUGGGAAGACCUAUAAAUAACAUUCUUACUGAAGAUGAAGAUGGAGAAAUGGUGAGGCAGAGUAAAACAUGUGAGAAGCCACAUUCUGUAAGCAGAUCCAAAUGAAAUGGAACAUGAAUGCCAGAGACAUAAACAUGCAGUGAUGUUGGGGAAAAGGUAGGGACCUACUGUACUUUAUAAAAGGUUCUCUUGCUUGAAUAAUGAGGGUUUUUUGUUUUUUUUCAACUACUGCCACUCGUUGGCCAAAAGCAGUGAAACUUAACAGAUACAGUCCUCAACAAAGCCUCGUUCACAAUACAGAAUUUGAUUAAAAAAAUCAGCCUACUAGACUAGCCUACUACUAGUCACAAAGACUAGUGGCCUCAUGAGCCAAGGCCAUUGGACAUUUGACAGAGACUCUGAAAUCCUUUUCAUCAUGUUUUUUUUUAUAUAUACGAGUAGAUUCAUCUGAGUAUGACCUCAUAACUAAAGCGAGAUGGAGAUGGACGCCUAUCUUGCAGUAGCUCUCGUUCCACCAUCAGGAAUUGGCUGGAAAUACAUUCAAAUUGCUAUCCUAGUAUCUGAGCACAUUUGCAAACCUAUAUACAAGGACAGAGUAAUCAGCAGGUAUAGUGAUUUGAUCCUCAAAAGAACAGACUGAGUAAUGCACAUCAUUCCAUCAGCCCACUCAAAUUAUAUCAGUUUCAUUCUGUGUAGGAAAACAUUGUCCUCUAAAGGGAAAGCUCGAAAAGCUAAUAUUAAAGGCAAAAUGUUGUGGUUGAAUCCUCCCCGCAGUGUUCUAUGUAAACUGGUUGAGGAUGUGAAAGUGUAUUUGUGUUGUGGACUGCUGGUGUGUUUGGUUGGGGGAGGGAGGGAGUGUGCCAACAGGGAAAGUCCUCACUCAGCAGGACUAAAUGGGUCAGGCUUCUCUCCUGGGGACAGAUCUGUAUCGGUAAGGGGGUCAGGCUGUUACCCAGCGCUGCAGUACUUAUUGGACAGGCUGCUGUUUGGGUGGAUGGGCUUAAAUGAGACAGCUUUGCAUCCCGGGCAACACCUGUACUACUGUGCAAAGACCGAUUUUUGAGAGCAAUAGAACAGCAGGAAUCAGAGACCAUUGUUAUUGAAUGUGAAAUGGAAGAGUUGUAGAAUGAUAGAAUUGAAGAAUGAUAAAGCCAAGUGCUGUUAUACCUUAAAUAAACCACCAAAUUUGGCA
Messenger RNA from Alosa sapidissima (American shad), 3606 nucleotides. It is a transcript of the gene atg10, whose product is annotated as ATG10 autophagy related 10 homolog (S. cerevisiae). Bases 737 to 1507 code for a protein of 256 amino acids. Gene Ontology annotation, cellular component: intracellular anatomical structure. Gene Ontology annotation, molecular function: Atg12 transferase activity. The record is from RefSeq and is a predicted model, not a curated record. Lineage: Eukaryota; Metazoa; Chordata; Actinopteri; Clupeiformes; Clupeidae. Gene Ontology annotation, biological process: protein lipidation; protein modification by small protein conjugation; macroautophagy. The transcript is spliced from 7 exons.